UUCAGUGCAACUCCAAACUAAACUAACUAGAAGAAACUCUUUCGUUGUCAUACACACUAUCAAUUCACCACACAAUGGCUGAAGAUCCUCAAGACGUAGCCGAUAGGGAGCGAAUUUUCAAGCGUUUUGACGCCAAUGGCGAUGGCCAAAUCUCUUCAGCUGAGCUUGGAGAAGCACUCAAGGCCCUUGGAUCAGUCACAGCAGAAGAGGUGAAAAGGAUGAUGGAAGAGAUUGACACUGAUGGAGAUGGCUACAUUUCAUAUCAAGAGUUCACAGAAUUCGCCAAAGCCAACCGUGGCCUAGUCAAAGAUGUUGCCAAGAUUUUUUAACUUAAUUAGCCCCACUGCUCUUUUGUAAUUAAUUAACCAGAGAUGUGAUACACAUGCAAUAACUUGUAUAACAUGAUUUCUUGUGUAUCUCUUACUAUUACAAUAAUUUGUUAUAUAAUUUGUUGUACAAGUAAUAUUUCUCUUAAUUAAUGAAUUGAAUUUCAUUGUGCUA
Molecule: messenger RNA, 501 nt
Organism: Glycine soja
Lineage: Eukaryota; Viridiplantae; Streptophyta; Magnoliopsida; Fabales; Fabaceae
Product: polcalcin Nic t 1
Exons: 1
Coding region: 75-329 (84 amino acids)
Molecular function (GO): calcium ion binding
Source: RefSeq, a predicted model, not a curated record